AUGCCUGAGCAAGCUGACCAGCCUAGUUACUUCUCACUUUGGAACUUCGUCAAACAGCGAAAUGCAGCACUGUCAAGCAUGUCUCAACUCACUAUGGAGUCCCCCUUGCGGAACGAUCUGCCUCUCUACCCUUCAUUACCUUUCAGCAUCAAGGUAUGCGAGUCGUUGUCGAAAGUCUCGUCUGCGUUCAACGACAUGGCAAUAGCAGGACAAUUGUCAAUUCAGAUGAUCGGAAUCAUCGCCACCUUGUCUACCAUGAUGAAGAAUGAAAGUGGUGGUAGCCUCGGCCUGGGCAGCCCAAGCACGAGCAGUCCUGCGAGCUCAGGGCCAAAUUCGCCCAGUGAGCGCAACCUCCUCCACAUCAUCGCCGACCUCCGAUGUUUAUCUAUGUUGGGAACCGUACCAAUCGAACACCUUCUAUGUCAUGGCCUCAUCGGCUUCUGUUUGAGGUUGCAUUUUCGGGAGGAGAAGCUAGGAGAUGACUUUGACGAAAUAAUACAAGGACUGGAAGACACGCUAGUGGGCCGCGGGAAACCAAGGCCUCAGCAAGACCUUGAAAAAUUCUACAAAGAGCACAAAGAUUGCCUCCUUUGGAUCGCUUUCGCUGCCGCAGAUGCCCUAGAAAUGUCGCCACCAUUCUCACGCAAAUCUAUGGUACUUGAACAGACGCUGGAUAGAUAUCCUACCGAAACUAGCAGAUGGGAAACACUCGAUAAAAUUCUUCGACGGUUUUUGUGGAAUGACUUCUUGGCACAACAUUGGAAGAGACGAUGGGAGGUCGCGACUCGAAGACGACUAAAGGCACGCUGA
Messenger RNA from Exophiala spinifera, 810 nucleotides. RefSeq lists its product as uncharacterized. The record is from RefSeq and is a predicted model, not a curated record. Lineage: Eukaryota; Fungi; Ascomycota; Eurotiomycetes; Chaetothyriales; Herpotrichiellaceae. Bases 1 to 810 code for a protein of 269 amino acids. The transcript has a single exon.